CGUCAGGCUAAUCGCUGAAACAAAUCCAGUGUGUUUGUGUUUUUGUGUCCGUGGGUUGAAUGCUGUUAAUGGACUGUGUGGAGCAGACAAACACAAAUGCAGAAGCUCCUUCUGUUAUCGACCGAUACUUCACUCGGUGGUACAGAGCAGAUAUGAAAGGAAAACCGUGUGAAGACCACUGCAUCCUUCAACACUCAAACAGAAUUUGUGUCGUCACCUUAGCAGAGACCCACCCGAUCCUUCAGAAAGGAUGCACAAUCAAAAACAUCAAUUACCAGAUCAGUAAUGGCUGCAGUCGCCUGAAUAAUAAAGUGUCUGGGAAGUCCAAGCGGGGAGGACAGUUUCUUACUGAUUUCGCACCUCUGUGCAGGAUAACAUGCUCCGAUGAAACAGAGUACACCAUCUACAGUUGCAUUCGGGGACGUCUUCUAGAGGUCAACGAGAACAUCUUGGUAACCCCAAAUCUCUUGCUAGAAAAGCCAUCUACAGAAGGAUACAUCGCCGUCAUUCUGCCCAAGUUUGAGGAAAGCAAGAUCAUAACAGAAAACCUCCUGACACGAGAGGCGUUUGAGAAGAUGGUCUCUGAACGCCACCAGUCCAAACCCUCCUGAUGGGCCUUCUGCUGAGUUCAAAUAUUAACCAUUAAAGACUGGAAAUAUUAUGAGUUAAGUGGGAUAAAGCUACUCCUCACAGAGUUUUUUUAAAUGACACAAGCACUGCCUUCAGCUAUUUCUUGUUUUUCAAGGUAAAUAAUUUUGUUGAAGGGUCCAGGACGUGUUUAACUUUGACAUACUUUAUUUAUGACUCUUUGUAGCCAGUUUGGGAAAAAAAACACCACAUCUGGAUUCUGUUGAAUAAUUUUGUUUUUUUCUUAUUA
Molecule: messenger RNA, 877 nt
Organism: Nematolebias whitei (Rio pearlfish)
Lineage: Eukaryota; Metazoa; Chordata; Actinopteri; Cyprinodontiformes; Rivulidae
Gene: abitram
Product: actin binding transcription modulator
Exons: 6
Coding region: 60-611 (183 amino acids)
Biological process (GO): regulation of filopodium assembly; regulation of actin filament polymerization; dendrite morphogenesis
Cellular component (GO): nucleus; filopodium tip; lamellipodium
Molecular function (GO): actin filament binding; actin monomer binding
Source: RefSeq, a predicted model, not a curated record